This is a messenger RNA of Plasmodium reichenowi, 828 nucleotides long. RefSeq names its product conserved protein, unknown function. The record is from RefSeq and is a predicted model, not a curated record. The transcript has a single exon. Lineage: Eukaryota; Apicomplexa; Aconoidasida; Haemosporida; Plasmodiidae. The coding region runs from base 1 to 828 and encodes 275 amino acids.
AUGGUUUCAAUUUGUUCAUUCUUAAUAUACAUAUAUAUUUAUUUUUCGUUGAAGAGUAUAGAUAUGUGUUGCAUAGAACAUAUAGAUAGAUGCAAGAAUAUUAUAUUUUAUGGUAUAAAUAAAGGUUUAUUUUUAAAUAAUAAAAGAGUAUUUUUUUUAAAUAAAAGAAGAAAUAUAAUAAAUUAUAAGAAAGAAAUAAAAUUAAAAAAUUUAAAGAUGGAUGAUUUUUGUGAGGUUGAUUUAGAUGAGUUUUGUUAUAAGCAGUUUAAUGAAAAAAACAAAUCAUGUUCCUAUAUACCGUAUGAUAAGGAAAAAUUUGUUAUAAAAGUAAAUGAAUUAAUAAAAGAAAGAAAAAUAAAAGUAUUACCUGGAUAUGCAGAAUUCUGUAAACAUAUAUUUAUAGAGAACUUUACAGAAGCAACUGUCGAAACUAUGGAAAUAACUAAUAAAAAUAGAGAUUUAAUAAAAACAGAUUAUAUAUCUAGAAGAGAUAAUGAAUUACCUGUAUUAGUUCGUUGGUUAUGUAAAAAAGAUAUAAAAGAUCAAAUAACAAAAGCUAAAUAUCUAGAUCUUAUUUUAUAUUCCAAAGAUCAAAUUGAUAAAGAAAAUAAAGAAAUGAAAAACAAACCAAAAAAUAUUUCACAUUGUGAUUAUUCAAUUAUCUGUAUCAAAGCUCAAAAUGAAGAUUACGAAUUACCAAUGACACCAAUCACUAUGCUAAGAAAUACAUUAAUAACAGAAGGAGGUAGCGGAGUUCAUUUAAAUCGAGAAAAAUAUUUGGAUGCAGUUAAAUAUUGGCGUCAUCAUGUAUCAAUAAUAGAUAAUUAA